This is a messenger RNA of Exserohilum turcica Et28A, 3492 nucleotides long. RefSeq lists its product as uncharacterized. Gene Ontology annotation, biological process: calcium ion transmembrane transport; intracellular calcium ion homeostasis. Gene Ontology annotation, molecular function: ATP hydrolysis activity; P-type calcium transporter activity; ATP binding. Bases 1 to 3264 code for a protein of 1087 amino acids. The record is from RefSeq and is a predicted model, not a curated record. Gene Ontology annotation, cellular component: plasma membrane. The transcript has 3 exons. NCBI's taxonomy places the organism in Eukaryota, Fungi, Ascomycota, Dothideomycetes, Pleosporales, Pleosporaceae.
AUGGGUGAAACUGUGCUGCUUGCCGUCGAGGAGACUUCUCCUAACGUCGAUGAACCCCCUAUAUGUGGUUUAAAGGAGCCGCAUAAUACAUCAACCCCAAGGCAACAUCAGCCACCACCCAUCAAUGGCGACACUGCGCCAACCCUCUACGCUCCGCACACUCUCUCCUCUGAAGAAGUUGCAGAGCAACUGGGAGUCGACAUCAACCAUGGACUCUCUCACGCUGAAGCGGAAUCUCGCCUCCAGCUCCAUGGCCCUAACAAGGUUAAGGGAGCUGAAGGGCUUUCCAUGUGGAAAAUUCUGCUAAGGCAAAUCUCAAACAGUCUUACCUUUGUUCUCAUCAUUGUCAUGGCCAUCAGCUUUGGCAUAGACGACUACAUCGAAGGCGCCGUCAUCAGCGCAGUCAUCCUCCUGAACAUUGUCGUUGGUUUCUGGCAGGACUAUCGGGCCGAGAAGACGAUUGAAUCUCUCAAGAAGCUCACCGCACCAGAGGCCACUGUUACUCGUAACGGCACUGCCGACCUCAAAGUCAAGGCAGUCGACCUCGUCCCUGGCGAUCUCGUCCAGCUGUCUGUGGGUAGCAUUGUCCCCGCCGAUAUCCGCCUCAUCAAUGGCGUCAACGCAUACACCAACGAAGCAUUCCUCACCGGAGAAUCCGCACCUGUCGAGAAGACGCCACUCAAAGUCUUCGACGACGAUGAUCUCGCUACUGGUGACCGCACCAAUCUUGCUUUUUCUGGAAGCGAGGUUACAUCUGGACGCUGCCACGGUAUCGUGGUCGCUACUGGUAUGAACACGGAAGUCGGAAAGAUUGCCACCAUGCUUCGUCAGAAGAAGGAUGCCGCCCCUGAAUCGUCAAACAUGCUCGUUCGCCUCUGGAAGCGGUUUCAGAACGGAGGCAAGACCAUCCUAGGUCUUGUUGGAACCCCACUUCAGAUCACACUGAGCAAGUUUGCUCUUCUACUCUUCGGCCUCGCCAUCCUCCUUGCCAUUAUUGUCUUCUCGGCAAGCACGUGGAAGGUUGGUGGUGAGGUUCUCAUCUACGGUAUCUGUGUUGCGGUCGCUGUCAUCCCAGAAUCGCUGAUUGCAGUUCUUACCAUCACCAUUGCGGUUGGUGGUAAGGCCAUGGCAAAGGCCAACGUCAUCACUCGAGUUCAGUCGGCUAUUGAAGCUGUCGGAGGUGUCACAAACAUCUGCUCCGACAAGACCGGUACUCUUACACAAGGUCGCAUGGUCGGAAAGACGGCUCUCGUGCGCGGCGCUGGGGCGUUUACUGUUGAUGGAAUCACUGAUCCACACAACCCAACUAGCGGUAACGUUUCUCUAAACAACCAGAGCCUCAACCUGGACGAAUUCAGGCCUGACCCAGUCGUGACUCGCUUCCUGCGCACCAUCUCCCUGUGCAACAACUCAAAGGUCAUACCGCCAUCGGAGAUCCGUAUCGAGCCUUCGAGCGACAAGAAGAGCGCUGCUUACUACAACGCCACUAGUGGAGACGAUCGUGAUACCGAUGUCUCUACCAUCGACACCAUCUCCCGCCCACCCACUGCCAUCAUGCAGGGUGGUGUGUCGGAAGGAAACUGGGCAGCGCAUGGUGAGCCAACUGAAGUCGCUCUACACAUCCUCGCUUCCCGUUUCAACAUGGGCAAAGAACAAAUCCUGGCUACCUCCAACAUUCAUCUCGCCACCGAGUUCUCUUUUGACUCCAAGGUCAAAAAAAUGAGUGUCAUUUACAAGGACAACCACACUGGUCACAUGGAUGUUUAUACCAAGGGUGCGACUGAAUUCAUGAUGCCUGCACUUGAUGUCACCGACCAAGAGAAGGCCGAAAUCCUUGAGGCGGCCGAGAACAUGGCUAACCAGGGUCUGCGUGUUCUCUGCAUUGCCCACAAGUCGCUACAGCCCGGUGACGAUGUCUCUGAACGUGAGGCUGUCGAAGCCAACCUCACCUACCUCGGUCUCGUCGCCAUCUACGACCCACCCCGCUUAGAGACAAAAGGUGCCGUUCGCGAAUGCAAGAUUGCUGGUAUCACUGUCCACAUGCUCACGGGUGACCACCCUGGCACGGCGAGAGCCAUUGCCAAGGAUGUCGACAUUAUUGAUGACCAUACACCUGCCUCAGCCGUCAUGGUCGCCAAGGACUUUGACAAGAUGACUGACGAUGAGGUGGAUGCCAUGGAAACUCUUCCCCUCGUUAUUGCCAGAUGCAGCCCGACCACCAAGGUCAAGAUGGUUCAGGCCCUCCACCGAAGGGGCCGCUUCUGUGUCAUGACUGGAGACGGUGUCAACGACUCGCCGGCGCUCAAGCAAGCCAACGUUGGCAUGGCCAUGGGUACCGGUUCUGACGUCGCCAAGGAUGCUGCUGAGAUGGUUCUCACUGACGACAACUUCGCCUCGAUUGUCAAGGCCGUCGAAGAAGGCCGACGUCUAUUUGACAAUAUCCAGAAGUUCCUCAUGCAUCUCCUCAUCUCCAAUAUCGCCCAAGUCAUCCUCCUCCUGAUCGGUCUCUCGUUCAAAGACCAAGACGACCACUCCGUCUUCCCUCUCUCUCCCAUUGAAAUUCUAUGGGUUAACCUCAUCACGUCGUCCUUCCUUGCCAUCGGUCUCGGUCUCGAAGAGUCCCAGGAAGACAGCAUGUUCCGACCACCACACGACAAUAAGAAGGGUGUCUUCAGCGCAGAGCUCAUAACCGACAAGUUCAUCUACGGCUUCUUCAUGGGCGCCCUGUGUCUCUUUUCCUUUGCCAUUGUCGCCUACGUCGGUCCCGGCGGAGGCAACCUCGGCUCUGGCUGUAACGAAGGCUACAACGACACCUGCGACGUGGUGUUCCGGGCGCGCGCAACCACAUACGCGACAAUCACAUUGCUGCUGCUCGUCACCGCAUGGGAAGUCAAGCACUUUGCCCGCUCCCUCUUCAACAUGUAUCCCAACUCGUCGCACGGCGCGCCAAAGGGACUCUCCAUUAUCCCUACUCUCUGGCGCAACCGCUUCCUCUUCUUCGCCGUCAUCGCUGGCCUGCUCAUCAUGUUCCCCAUUGUCUACAUUCCAGUCAUCAAUAAGAAGGUGUUCAAGCACGGCGCUAUCACCUGGGAAUGGGGCGUCGCUUUCGGCUGCGUCGUCAUCUACGUCGCCGCCAUCGAGUCGUGGAAGGCCAUCAAGCGCAGCAUGGGCAUCUGGUCUGGCGCGCAUCGCGUCAUUAGCCGCGAGGACGCCGAGGCCAGAGCUGGUCUCAGUGGCGCGGCUCCCGUGACCAGGGAGAAGUAGAGUCAUUGGUGAAUGUUGGAUGUUGGAUCAAAUUGGAACCCCUUUUCCUUAUUCUCGUAUGUGAAGGACGGACGCAGAGGAUAUACUGCUUUCUUUGGAUUGACCCUUGGUCCCUCUCUUUCUAUCUAUCGCUGCCUACUAGGUACGAGACAACGACCUAGUGAUAUGAUUGAUGAAUCUGCUUAGCACUCUACACAAAUCAAACUUGAGUCGCUCUUUGACUCCCAC